UUUCAACAACAACAGCGAGUCAGACACCUCGGUAGCGUUCUAGUAAAAAUAGCUAACACAUUCACGCUCUUUACACUGUUUUGUUAUAUAUUAGUCGCUGUGUAUUAAUCACACUUCUGUUGUAUGUACUUGUUUUGGGCCAUUUAAUUAUAUAUUUACGUUGUUUGUCAGCUAGCUGGUUUGCUAAGUUAGCUUAGAACUAGGCUAGUCGCUAAUGCUAACUAGCUAACAUCCCCGACCAUGAGUUCACUAAGCUACUCUCCUCCUGAUAAAGAAGAGGUCUGCUGGACGGAGAAAGAAACCCUCGUCAAAGAGGAGGACGAAGAGGAGGCUGUUACAAUACAAAAACAGGUAGAGGAUGAGGCUGUUACCGUGAAAGAAGAAGAGAAAGACGUUUCAGUGAAAGAAGAGGAAGACGCGUUCAGAGUGAAAGAGGAAGAGGAUGAUACAGUAAAAGAAGAGAAAGAGGAGGAUUCCGUUUUAGGAGUGAAAGAGGAGGGGGAGAUGACUGUCACAUUGGAGGAAGAAGAGGAGGUUGGAUAUCUGUUUAACACCAGAGAUAGAACUGACUACCAUGGGUCCUCUGAGGAGCCUCAACAACCUCAUGAUGCUGACAAGGCAGAGAAGAGUCUCUCCACAUCAGAACACCUCAAGAAACACGAGCAGGGAUCCACAGGGAAUAGAUCUCACUCCUGCUCGGACUGUGGGAAGAGAUUCACCUCCUCAGCAGGCAUUAAAAUUCAUCAGAGAAUCCACACAGGAGAGAAACCUUUUACCUGUACUCAAUGUGGGAAGAGUUUUACAACAUCUGGCCAUCUGACUCUACACCAGAGAACACACACAGGAGAGAAACCUUAUAGCUGUGGUCAAUGUGGGAAGAGUUUUUCCUCAUCGAGCAGUCUCACUCAACACCAGAGAAUACAUACAGGAGAAAAACCUUAUAGCUGCGUUCAAUGUGGGAAGAGUUUUGGUCAAUCUGGCGAUCUGACAGUCCACCAGAGAAUACAUACAGGACAGAAACCUUAUAGCUGUGAUCAAUGUGCCAAGAGUUUUGUUGGAUCUGGUCUGCUGACAUUACACCAGAGAACACACACAGGAGAGAAACCUUAUAGCUGUAAUCAAUGUGAGAAGAGUUUUAAUACAUCUGGCCAUCUUGUUGUACACCAAAGAACACACACGGGAGAGAAACCUUACAGCUGUGAUCAAUGUGGGAAGAGUUUUACUCAGCUAAGCAACCUGAUAUCACACCAGAGAACACACACGGGAGAUAAAUCUUAUAGCUGUGAUCAAUGUGGGAAGAGUUUUACUCAGCCAAGCAACCUGACACGACACCAGAGAACACACACGGGAGAGAAACCGUAUAGCUGUGAUCAAUGUGGGAAGUUUUUUUUUACAUCUAGCCAUCUGAAGAUACACCAGAGAACACACACAGGAGAGAAACCGUAUAGCUGUGAUCAAUGUGGGAAGAGUUUUGUUACUUCUGGCCAGCUGACUUUACACCAGAGAACACACACGGGAGAGAAACCUUAUAGCUGUGAUCAAUGUGGGAAGAGUUUUACUACAUCUAGCAAUCUGACUAUACACCAGAGAACACACACAGGAGUUAAAGGUUAUAGCUGUGACCAGAGAUAAUCUGAUUUAAGAUAUCUGAUCAAAUAUUAGAAAAUACAUACAUGAAGGAGUUGUUUCAUGAUUUCAAUGAAUUAAUGUCACAAUUUAGAACGUUUUUUACAUUGUAGAAGGAGUAUUUUAAUGAUGUCACAAUGUAGAACCCUAAACGUUUUCCCCCUUUUCUAUUGAUUUCAGCAUGAUAUGGAUAUUGGCCCCAGGGGAAAUUCUAGGCUCUGAAUUGAGAGAGUAUUAUUUAUAUGAUUUAACAAAAAUUGACUAACAAAAAAAGAACUGUGUUACACAUACCACGUUGGUGACCCACUGGAAUCAAAAUGCAACACUUCAAAAUGUAGCUAAUGUUUUCUACAAAUUGUCCUCUAACCAGUGAUGUACACAUUAUUCCCAGAUUCUGUGUGGUUUUUGAGCUGUUAGUUUUAACAGGACGUGCAACCUCAUCUCUCUCCUCUCGCAUAAUUGAUUUCAACAUGAUAUCGAUGAGUUAUGACAAAUAAGUGUUGUGUUCCUUUGUUUAGCGACCCCUACAUUUAAAUGCAUCACUCCAAAAUGUAGCUGACUGUCUUCUGCAGGUUGUCCUCUAACCAGUGAGGUAAAAGAUAUAUCCCAUUUCCAUGUUUUUUUGUUGUUGUGUUAGUUUCAACAGCACGUACAACCUGAUUUCCCCCCUAAUCCAUAACAGUGAUUUAUUACUACUUGUCAAACCAACAGCGUUUUUGGUGCUUGUGCAGUUAAGGAGCUUGUUUAAAUAAAUACAAGAAAUAUGAUUAUUGUGGCAAUGUUUGUGUAAAUAGCACAUGUUAUGUUUAGGUUUUCAAUUUAUCCCAAACUGUUUCUGCAUAUUGGUUAUUGAUUUGGACACGUUAAAACUGUGUUUUGACAGUGGCCUAUCCCAUCUAGCAAAAUGUCAUUGAAAAGACGUUGAAAAUAUGACUAUGCAACCAAAUAUUUAAUAUUUACAUGUCAUGUAACAUUUAGUAGUGAUAUUUAUUCAUGCAACCAACUGACAAUUUUUUGGGUACAAUUAUAUUGACAUUGUUGCCCUGCUUUUAGAAUAUCCGGGUUAUUUCUCACAUGUGCCAAACCAAAUGUACUCGAGCAUGACAUUGGGGACUGGGCCCCGAUCCAACAACAUGCCUAUCGAGUGAACCCUGAAAAAAAAAGAGAAGCUCCGCAGUGAGGUGGAAUGUUACUACGGAUAAUGCAGGAGUUUCCUCUUGAAAUCAGACAUGUCUGUGGUAAGGACAACUUGGUUUCUGGUUGUCUCAAGGGUGGGCAGUCAAAAAGCUUUGUGUUUAGCCAGGGAGUUGCCAUGGAUUACAAUUUAUUUUGACUGCACGUUUUUCCGUAUUUGGAGAUUAUUUUUGUUUGGGCUCGUUCCGAGGGGACGAGAGUUCUAGACACUGAGUUUUUCACAAAAUUAAGAUUGUAGAAAAAUAUAUAUAUUUAGAAAUGUGUUUUUUUCCUGUUUUUAAUUGUUGACUGUCAGUGGACACCAUGUUUAUAUUGGUGAAGGUAAAGCAUUGUAGUUGAUUUAUAAUGUGAAAUGCAAGUUGUUUUCUGUUGGUGGUGAGCAAACUUGUCCAACAAAAACAUAGGAUAUUUUUGUUGUCUUAAUAAAGGGGAAGGUGUUA
Molecule: messenger RNA, 3260 nt
Organism: Oncorhynchus masou masou (cherry salmon)
Lineage: Eukaryota; Metazoa; Chordata; Actinopteri; Salmoniformes; Salmonidae
Product: zinc finger protein 501-like
Exons: 2
Coding region: 241-1632 (463 amino acids)
Source: RefSeq, a predicted model, not a curated record